AUGGAAGAGGUGGAGAAGGAAGUUUUGGAGGAUCGUCCUUCUGAGGCUGCCAUGGAAGAACUUCUAGAGGAUCGUCCUUCUAGAGUGGCAAUGGAGGGUGGGGUUAUACCAGGCAAGCUGUUUGUUGAAAGGUUGCAAUCUGACUUGAUGGCCUUAAUGAUAAUUGUGGAUUUGAUAUGCAACAGGCAAAUUUUGGAUUCUGUGCUCAUUGCCAAUGAAUGCCUAGAUAGCAAGUUGAAGAUUCGUUUACUGGGUAUGGUUUGCAAGCUUGACAUUGAAAAAGCCUACAAUCAUGUUAAUUGGGAUGCCUUGUUCUACUUGUUGGAUAGAAUGGGUUUUGGGGUGAAAUGGAGUGGGUGGAUUAAGGCAUGUGUCACUUCUGUCCGGUUUUUUGUCCUAGUGAAUGGAUCCACUAAAGGUUUGAGGGUUAAUGUGGGGAAGAGUGAGGUUGUCCCUAUUGGGAAGGUGAAUAAUCUGAUUGCUUUGGCUGAUAUUCUUAGUUGCAGAGUAGGAAGUUUGCCUAUGAAAUACUUGGGGAUGCCACUUGGUACUUCUUUUAAGACAGUUUCUAUUUGGAAUCCCAUUCUGGAGAAAAUGGAGAAGAAAUUAUCGGGAUGGAAGAAUACUUUAUUGAAGAAUACUCCUUUCUAG
Messenger RNA from Quercus lobata, 651 nucleotides. RefSeq lists its product as uncharacterized. The record is from RefSeq and is a predicted model, not a curated record. NCBI's taxonomy places the organism in Eukaryota, Viridiplantae, Streptophyta, Magnoliopsida, Fagales, Fagaceae. Bases 1 to 651 code for a protein of 216 amino acids. The transcript has 6 exons.